This is a messenger RNA of Coniosporium apollinis CBS 100218, 1674 nucleotides long. RefSeq lists its product as uncharacterized. The transcript has 3 exons. The record is from RefSeq and is a predicted model, not a curated record. NCBI's taxonomy places the organism in Eukaryota, Fungi, Ascomycota, Dothideomycetes. Bases 1 to 1674 code for a protein of 557 amino acids.
AUGUUCCGGCGCAUCGCACUUCUCCUCCCCUUUCUCUCCUUCCUCCGCUCAUCCACCCAAGCCCUUCCGACGGAUGAUUGCCCAAUUCUUGGCCCCUCCUUCCCCUCAAACUUCGACCCAUCCAGCACCACCGUCAUUCGCGAACUCCAGUCCCGCUUCCCCGCCCAGCUCGAGUCUCUCCUCUCCUCCGGCGUAAUCAACCGCACGCACACUUCCUUCUCCAUCAAUGUUUUCUCCGCGGUCACCAACAGCUCCAUUUUCAGCUACCACCACGCCGCGCCGGGCUUGAACGGGAGCUUAACGGCGGGCGUGCUCAACGAUGACACGUUAUACCGGAUUGGCAGCGUGUCGAAACUACUCUCGGUAUAUGCAAUUCUAGUUAAGGCGGGGAUGGAGAUUUUUGAUCACCCCGUGACAAGGUAUCUACCGGAGCUGGCGGGCAAUGCGGGAAGUGAUCCGCUCGAGAGGAUUAGUUGGGAGGAGGUUACUGUUGGUGCGCUCGCCUCGCAGCUAGCGGGUACUGGGGGGAUGCAGUUCCUCACAUUAAUGCGCACCCGCAAGCGCCCUGUCGUGCCUCCGUUCGAAACCGCUCUCUACUCCGACGCUGGCUUCGGCAUUCUCGGGCGCGUGCUCGAACGGCUAACGGGCCUGCCAUACGCGGACGCAGUGCAGAGCAUUCUCUUCGCGCCGCUGGGGCUCAACGGCACUUCGGCGAGACAGCCCCGCAGGGAAGGUCUCAAUGCGGUUGUUCUACCGGGCAGUUUCGCAGAGUCCUCAUGGGGCUUCGACAACCAGAUCACUGCGCCCUCCGGCGGCCUGUACUCUAACACCGCAGACUUGCGCACAACCGGUCUCUCCAUCCUGCACUCCGCGCUCCUGCCCCCGCGCACCACUCGCGCCUGGCUGAAACCUCAAAGCCAAACCGCAUCCCUAACCACCACUAUUGGCGCGCCCUGGGAAAUCAACCGCCUCGCGCUGCCCGUUUCUCCCAGCUCGCCGCGCACCCGCAUCUCCGACCUCUACACCAAGCUCGGCGGCCAAACCGGCUAUGCCGCCGUGUUCGCGCUCUCCCCAGACCACGCGCUCGGCUUUUCCGUGCUGGUAGCCGGCCCCAGAGCCGGCAGCGCGCGCUUCCCGUUGCGCGACGCCGUCGGCGAGGCCUGGGUAACCGCCGCCGAGCACGCCGCGGCGGAGAACGCGGCGCGGAACUUCGCGGGCACGUUCGUCGACCCGUCAGUGGACGGCGCGAACCUGACGCUGACGGUGCAGCGGGAUCGCCCGGGGCUGGGCCUGGAGGCGUGGUUUGUGCGCGGCGUCGACUGGCGCGCCAACUUGACGUACCCAGCCGCCGCCCUCCCCGUCGCAAAUCUCAGUGUGCGCCUUUACCCCACCGGCCUCGUUACGCUAUCGCCUUCGUCGCCUUCCUUGAAUGCGAGCGCGGGCGCGGCGCAGCUGUCAUUUCGCGCGAUCCCGCUGUUGCUCCCGCCUGGACCGCGCGCGGCGGUGGAAGGGGGCCAGGGCUUGUUUGACAAUGGAUGCCAGAGUUGGUCUUCCGUGGAUUUUUGGUCGGUUGAUGGGUAUGGGAUCGAUGAGUUUGUAUUUGAGGUUGCGGGGGGACGGUUGGAAAGUGUGAGGAGCUUGGCGGCAGGGACAAGGAUGAGGCGGAUUGACUGA